AUGAAGAACUGGUCUGAGCCCUUUAGCAUUCCAACAUUCUCUUAUGAUGUGGAACUGAAGCUGAAGAGAGGAAAUGAAGCAUAUGCCAAAGAUGGUUCCCGGAUAGAGGUCCUCAAGGGCCUCAAGAGUGAAAUCUUGGACAGACUUGUUGGAGAGAUGUUCAGAAUCGAUGCAUAUCCAUCACAGGUACAAAUUGAAGAAGUUGCCAAAGCAUUGGUAGAAAAGCAUCCCUGUUUAAGAGAGGUAGGGUCCACAGAUGGCUGGUACUGCUGGAAGUACAGUUUGAAUUUUAAAAUGGGCAAUUAUCGGCACAAGUUACGUGCUGCCGGGUGUACAGCAGUGUUGGUGAACAAGACUCGAAUGUUUGAAGAUGGGAAAACUAAGCGGAAGAUCAAGAAGCCAAGGCGAUCUGAAACCAACUUCCUUCCAGAUAUACCUGAUGAAGACACCUUUACUUCCCUUGAAGAGGACAGGAAGACACUUCUGAUGGAAUUUAAAAAGGUGAAUCCCAACAACAAGAUAAUUGAUGCAGCCAUGGCAAACACUUAUGCUUUGAGAAGAAAGGAGAUCGUUGAUGAUGAGCCUCUUGUGAGUGUGGUCAAAUCCAGAUGGCCUGCACUGUUAUCGGAGAGACAGAUCCUUGCGGAAUUCAGCCGUCUGAUGUCUACUGAUCUCCUGAGCUCCUUCUUUGGUGGACUUGAUGAAUAUCUGCCCAGGUUUCUUGACCUUUUCAGAAAAAAGGAUCACAUUGCAGAGCUCCAAGACAUUGCUAGAUGGCUGGACGCUCAUGAUUCCAAUCAGAAUAAGCGAACAGCAGUCUUACUUGGCAUGCCGCAUUUCCUUCGUGAAGAGCCCUCAAGCUUUCUUAAGACCUGUGAGCCAACUGAUCCAGUUGAAGAUACCUUGAAAGGAACCAGUGUCGGGAUCCUGAUUGUGUCUGAAGAGAUCGGCAGAUAUGUGGUCCCAAUCGAGACCAAUGACAUUUGUCUCGUCUUGGAGGAACAGCUGGCUGUCAUGAAUAUUUCUGAUAUUCCCAAGGCAUUCGGACUAAUGAUGGGUCUGAUGUAUGCGCUCAAUGUUGACUACCCAAAGCAUCUCAAAUAUACGUUUGAAGUAAUGCAAAAGCUUUUCUUGAAUGUCGGAGGGUGUAGCUGCUCUUCACGUGUUAAUGGUCUCCGUAACAGGCUGCUUUACAAAAAGUUGUAGUGCAGAAAUCUCCCCUAGCAUUUGGACUUGGUCUUCAGAUAUUUUUUUUGCUUUCAUAUUUGGACUUUGAAAGUGGAAACUGUUUGCCCCUUUAAAUGGCUCUUGGCAACUUGUUUUUCUGUUUUAUGCAAUGUAGCACAUGGGUUUGGUCCCGAAAGUGAAGGUUUUCUUUAUUCACUUUUGUAUUGUUUUGUGCCCUUUGCUCCCAUGUGUGGACUUUGAGAAUGUUAUCUAUGCUUAAAAGGGCAUAUUUUUUUUUUACAGUGUACCACCUGAAAGCAGGUUGGAGGGGUGGGGGGGAUGCGUGCGCGUGUUAAAAACAAAAAAACUGUCUUCAUUUGCCAGGAGGAUGUUUUGUGUUCACCAGAGGUUGCAAGCAGUAGGGUGUCCCCUAAUAGUCCUGUUCCACCGAAGGCCCUCUGAUGAUUGUACGUCGUGCGUGCGU
Molecule: messenger RNA, 1651 nt
Organism: Clupea harengus (Atlantic herring)
Lineage: Eukaryota; Metazoa; Chordata; Actinopteri; Clupeiformes; Clupeidae
Exons: 4
Coding region: 1-1206 (401 amino acids)
Source: RefSeq, a predicted model, not a curated record